GGUGUUGACAUAAGAAAGUGGUUAGCGACAUAAGAAAAUAGUUAGCAACAGAGGCUAAGGCAACUAAUUUUCUUAUAUCUCUGUAUAUUUAUAUAAGGAUUUGGAGGGGGACUUCGAGGGUUAGGGCACAGUUUAGGAUACUGUGAUACGAGUCAUCUCAUGCUAACCGCAAACCUAGUUGGAGGUCGAGCCGGAAGUAGCCUUAACACCUUUGUACUUUAGUCAUAGUAGCGGAGUGACGUCAUGAUCACAGGAGGCUCACGCACUACACCUACUCACGAACUGUAAUGAAGACUAUGGCUUCUAACGUGAAGAACAUAUCAGUGGCAUUUGAUCCCUUAAAUGAAAGCAACACAUUUACUAAUGGAGACUACAUCUCUGGACGAGUAACUUUGGAGGUGGUGAAGAAAACUCACAUCGAGAGUCUGUUUGUCAAAGCCAAAGGGAAAGCCUCUGUACUGUGGUCGGAAAAUCACGGCAAUAACAACGUAGUUGUUUAUUACGAUAAAGAAACAUGCUUUAAGUCAGUUCAGUACUUCAUUCAAGAACAGAAGAGAAAGGGUCAAGACGGAUACUCACUGUUACCAGAUGAGUCUGGGCCAUAUUACUCAAGAAUUGUUGAACCUGGAAUCCAUGUUUACCCAUUCUCCUUUCAGAUCCCCCAUCAAGACAUGCCUGCAUCUUUCAAAGGCUGCCAUGGAAAGGUGGUUUACUUUUUAGAGGCCAAAUUGUGCAGGUCAAUGUCAAUGCCAAAAAAAGCCAAAGUACAUUUCAACUAUGUUCCUCAGGGAGACAUGUCUAUACCGGACUUGAUGAUGUCUCAACAUGGGUAUAAAGAGAAGAAGAUGAAAUUCCUCACAUCUGGGAGUGUGGCCAUGGAUGUACAUACAGAGAAGAUGGGUUUCCACUUAGGUGAGCAAAUCAAGGUGAAGGUAGACGUUGUAAACAAUUCCUCUCGUACAGUCAAACCUAAGAUCAGCUUGUACCAGAAACAGAGCUUCUUUGCCUCAAAGAAAAGAAAAGUGAGCACCAAAGAGCUCCUGAAAGAGAAAGGUGACCCCAUUGAUCCAUCGACCAAGCAGUGUGUGACCAAGGUCUUGAACAUUCCAGCAGAUACCACUGUUUCCAUCCUCAACUGCAAGGUUCUCAAAGUGGAGUACAGACUUAAGGUAUAUCUGGAUAUAAAAUUUGCUUAUGAUCCAGAAAUUAAACUGCCUGUGGUGAUUCUUCCUGUCUGUGUGACCCAGAAAGACACAGAUGUAGUAAAUACAGAUAUGGGCAUUGGCUUCGAAUCCUGGACCAGCAAGCAGACUUGAUUAACUCAAAUUUUUUCUUUUCAGUUAGUUGAUAUUACAUCUUAGCUUUGGAAUGGUAGCUAUGCUUUUUUAUAUUCUAUUGUUUUGUUUUGUUCUUUGUAUAUAAUUCUGUGAUCACUAUCUUAAACUCUGUUGACAUUGUGGGUAACUAAUAUUAAUUUCUUAUUACACUUAAUUUAUGAUUGGCUACUGUUUCCUUCCCUUCCUUCACUUCACUUCAUAUUCAGUUUAAUGAUCAAGCAAAUAUUGCAUAAAAGAUAUUUGUAUUAAAUAUUAUGAUCCAGGAAUUGAGGUGUGAGAACCCAGAGAACUCCAUCUGCUCUCUCUCUCUUUCUCUCUGUCUGUUACAUGUUGUAUCCCACAGUAUUGCUCCUGAUUUAUGACCCUUAUAUUGCCUGCUUUUAUCCACCGUUUGUAAAGUAUCUCAGCAAUGACUUUGCGCACUGACACAAAACUUGGUAGGCAUCUUCAGGACCAUGGGUUGACGCUAUGCAACAAAUUCCAUCUACUGGUCACAAGUAACAAUAACAUGCUAAAAAAAUUGCCUAUGUCUAACGGCAUUUUUGCUAAUCCUCCUCCAUAUUUUGCCCAAUCUUCACCAAAUUUGGCUCACAUCAUCUUGACACCUGUCUAAACAAUGCUGCAGCAAUGCCACCUUGCUGCCUAUUUGUUCCUUUCCUACUACAGUCAGAGAAUUCCACCACUGUCCGUGGUCAAAACAUACACAUCAUGAGUGAAACUACAAAUCACUCUUGAAUCCCUUUGCCUAAAGUUAUGGCUCUGCUUUCCUGUGAUUACUUAGGCAACAAUUGUAGCGUGUCUGUGAAUGUGUGGCUCACCGACUCUGGGUGCUUGGCCCCCGAAAAUGCUGCUUGCAGCUUUAAUUAUUAUUAUUAUUAUCAUUAUUAUUAUUAUUAUUUAUUUAUUUUAUAUUUUAGGGCAAAUGUAAAAUACAUCUGCUCCCUGCUAGCCUAUGUUUUCUUUUUUUAAUGGAUUAUCUAUGGAUACAGAUACAAAUGAGAAGAUGAUCAACCUUUUAGUAUUUAUUAUGUUCUUUUUAAGCUUUUACAAAAGCGUGAAUGUACAUUUACCUUCUGAGGCAGGAUAGCCUUUUCUGGGACUCUCUGUAGUACAUUCUACUACAUUCUCAUUAAUAUUUUUCUUGUCAUAAAAAGGUGUUACACCCUUGUUACUCAACAAGUUAAAUGUUAUUGUGUAAAGUAAUCAAGAAUUCAUUCAUAACUGAAAUUAUUAAAACACAAUCCAGCUAAAUGCCCUGUAAAGGAGGAGUGCACAUGUAUAUAAAUAUAUAUAUACAUAUAUAUAUAUAUAUAAUUAUAUAAAUAAAAUAGAUUUCUCAACACCAAAGUGAUAUGGGCUGUAUCCCAAAUGUCUCCCAAACGUGAACUUUAGGGUUUUAUUACAUAAUAUUAAAGAGCUUGGGACAUAGAACAUAGAAAGGCAUGUUGAGCUCAAUUGACAGUAAGUUUUGCUAAUGUGAACUGGUUCUGUAUUUACCCAAGUUACCCAAAGAUUUCUUUGCCAAUGCCACUUUAGACUAACGGCAAUUCCACUAUCUAGCAAUUCAGUACAAUAUGCUGGAGUAAGCAAUGAGGUGUGCCUCCUUUGCCUCCCUUGAAGGCAUAAAGUCCAUCUAAUUUGAAAAAGCAUAUUAAGUUUCUAAUGUGGUAAAUUUAACUGGAUCUAUUUAACUAAUGCCAGGUUGCACCAUGUCGCUUUGCUGAUGCCAGGUAGUAUUGAUUGCAGUAGCUGAUAUGACAGGCUAGGGAGGAAGUCAAAUUCUAGCUAAUGGUAAAUAUUGGUUAUUUACAGGAGUUCUGAUUAAUUCAGUGGCAAAUCUAGGUAGGACUGGGGAUAACCAGCAAAACCUCCAGAGAGUGAAUGAUGUCUUCAGGUAAAAUAACGUAGCUGGUUUAAAAUGGGGAAAAAAACCCAAAACAAACAAACAAAAAAAACUUCAUACUGGUUUAUAUGUAUUUUUCCCAUGAAAACAUUAUUCAAGUUCAUCAGUUAAAAACCAGUUCCUUUCUUUUUAAUUAGCAACUUUAUUUUUGACUCGAGCAGAUUCCAAAAUUAAAAAUCUUACCUGAGUAGGACAUUUCGCUCUAUUUGUUUAUUAUGAACUUAAAUACAGAUUUCUAUCAAUUCCUUCUGCGUUAUAAACAGACAUCAAACCACAACAUAACACUUUAAAACGUGUUGAAAUAUGUAGUGUCAUAAAAAUUCUAUUAUUUACACAUCAAAGAAGCCCCGCUGUAAAGCAGGGCCACAAAAAAUUAGUAAAUACUCAUAAUGCUCCUCUCCACGGAAAUCUUUAGUAAAAGGCGAAAGAUUUAUACGAUAUGAAGAGAAACAUGAGUGGAUAAUUUCUCCCAUUCUCGGCUCAGGGACCCGACCGUAGACAACACGCGUCGUUAUGACGGUGAAGGUUCUUAGUGGAUUUUUAUUAUUAUUAUUAUUUUUAUUAAUCUUAUUAUAACAUUAACAUAAGUGAUUAUAAUCACUAUAGUAAAGAUAAGUGCGCUUAAAUCCAUCUAGCGUCUACAAAUACUUUAUAAAUACUAUUGCAACAAAUAUUUAUUCUUGAAACUCGCAAUGCAUUGUGGGAAGUGCCACCCAAGUCAUGUCGGACCGCCCACUUUUCACCGGCAUCGGUCCUUAAAGUAAUCUCCAAACUUCAGUGCUAAAAACAGCAAGAUACGCGAUAAAUCAGGAAUUUGUAAUCGAUUUUUUCGGUGAGGAAGAAAAGAGAGCAAAUGUUCAAGACCUUAUAUGCUUAUGGGUUUUAUGAGGGCAUGAACUAGCUUAGUGGUCUAUAAAUAAAGCAUGACAAAAUAGGUUUCAUAGUUUUUGUAUAGGCAUAUACUGUAUAUAUUUUAACUUUUUUGUUAACAUAACGCGUUGUAUUAUUUCAGCUUGUUGUGCUUCAGGUUUCUCCAUAUUAACUGGUUUCCAGGCUUCUGCUUGUCAACAAAACUCCCACAGCUCUUUAUGAUCUGCAUGAUUUCAUCCCUUAGCCCACUUUUCUCACCCGCCCUAAAACAACACAUACCUGCCAGGUACCACAUGAUAAAUCACGCUGAAGAGAGGGCUGAGCUUAUUAUUGCCACAUGAUUGGUGAGUGUUUGUGUAGGAUUGUGGGUAAUGUAGUGCUGACAAACUCUCCUACCUACUGAGACAUCCUAACCAGCGCAUGCGCACUUCACUUCUGCAGCCCAUACAUUCAUAUUUCUUUGUGUAUUUUAAAGCUGGAAUCAUUUUCUGAUCAUAAGAUAGCCUAUCAAAAUAUGUUCCCUAUAAUUUCAUGCUGGAAGCAUUUUCUGACAAGACAUUUUACACUAUUCAAAUAUACUACAGAAAGUUUUCAACUGAUAAGUUUGUCUCUCACAGUAAGAAACAAAAUAGCACAAAACACUUGCAAUAUUGUUUUUACAAAGAUCUAUAAAUGGUGCUAUGGUAGGACAGUUUGGUAGGACAAAUAGUUAGAACACCAGCAAUUAAAUAUGAUUCAAAUGGAUAGUCUUUAAAUACGAUACUAUUUAUAGUACAUCUAUCAUUCCACCUUCUCUCACUAUUACACUGUAGGUAAGUGAUGCCUUUGAGCAAGUGACUGGAAUAGACAGCUCAAAUCUUAUUCCUACAUAUCCCACCUACACCUACUAUUCCUCCUCCUACUCCAGGAGCGUGAUGUUCAGAUACUGGAGAGCUACAGCCCUACAGAGAUGUGUUUUUAAUCCCUUGAAGACCUUGAUAAUUAGAUUAGGUUGAGUUAAAUCAGUGGUUCAGUGAGGACUGCAGUGUGUUACUAAUACUAAUACUAAUACUUCAUAAUAUUUAUAAAAUUAUCUGCUUUAUCUUACUUUUACUCUUACAAUACUUGCAGUAGUAUUUGUCAUUACUAGAUAUCACUGCUAUUAUUUAUUAUAUAAUAUUUAAUGCACCCUGAACUGCAUUCAGCUGCUAUUUCUACCGCGGCUGUAUUGUAAAUUACAGCUGAGCCUACCAUUUCUGUUUAAGGUGUAAUAUUUGUAUAUUGGGUGCAAUAUUUGUGUAUUAGGAUAGUAAUUGUGCUGUGUUGUGUUGUCUGUGAUAUGUGUGUUGAAUGUGUCAUGUUGUGACCAAACACCAAGCUAAAUUCCUAAUAAAUGUAAAUGUAUAUGGUACAUAAAAAUGAUUCUGAUUCUGAUCUUGGUCAAGGUCAUGGUGGAUCCCUGGCUUCUCAUGAAUGCUAGGCACAAGGGACAUACACAGUGCAAAUCAGAUAUUCAUAUACCAGUAUUAAAACAUCGAGAUUUUCUAUUGCUUAAAUAUUGAGCACAAAUUCAACACAAAUUGAGCGCAGUCUUCCCUUCUCUGCAGGAGAGGGACCGAAGGUGAGCAUAGAUGUUCUGAGCCAUCCUUCUCACAAAAUCAAACCUGAGUUCUGCCUGUAUCAGAAGCAGGAAUGUGUGCACAGAAGAAGAGCUCUUGAGUCAUCCGCUAGGCAGUGUGUGCUCAAGGUGUUCAACAUUCCAACAGACACCUGUGUUUCCAUCCUUAACUGUAAAGAUCUUAACAUGGAGUACAGGUUUUAGGUGGACUACAGUGUAAGUUACAAUUUAUAGUCAUUUUAUAGGUAUAGUGAAGUGGCUAAUAGUGACAUAUCUUGGGUACUAGGAGUCCAAAUUCUUGCACUAGCUAUCAAUGGACCAGAGAUCAGCAUUACAUUAACCUGAGAAUGAUGAUUGUUUGGAGAUGUUUCAAGGCUCUAAUUAUGAAAAAUCAGUGCAAAAUAUAGCUUAAUUCUGAGUGAUCAUUGUUAUUUUUAAGGACAGCACUGUGGCACAGCUGAUCCUGAGCUCAGGUUACUGUCUGUACCUCUCAGAAACAUGCUGGCAGCUGGAUUGGCUACUGAAGAUGAUGAAAUGAGGUGAUGAAAUCUGAGAUACAGUAGGUUCUCUGGGACCUCAGAGAAAGAUUAGGUAAAAGCACUCCCAAUAAGGUCAGAAAAACAUUUCUAGAAGCAUCCUUGUUUCCAUAAAUGUGAAGUGGUACUGAAUGGAUUUCAGAUGAACAGUUUUCAAUGUUUAGUCGAACAUUAAAUUAAAGUUUUAAAGUCAAAACUACUUUUGCAGCCGUUAAUUGUUUUUGUUAG
This is a messenger RNA of Pangasianodon hypophthalmus (striped catfish), 6471 nucleotides long. RefSeq lists its product as uncharacterized. The transcript has 7 exons. Gene Ontology annotation, biological process: protein transport. The record is from RefSeq and is a predicted model, not a curated record. Gene Ontology annotation, cellular component: plasma membrane; cytoplasm. Bases 288 to 1316 code for a protein of 342 amino acids. NCBI's taxonomy places the organism in Eukaryota, Metazoa, Chordata, Actinopteri, Siluriformes, Pangasiidae.